Messenger RNA from Styela clava, 771 nucleotides. RefSeq lists its product as uncharacterized. Lineage: Eukaryota; Metazoa; Chordata; Ascidiacea; Stolidobranchia; Styelidae. The record is from RefSeq and is a predicted model, not a curated record.
AUAAAUGUAAAAAUAACUUUUUAGAUUUAUCUAAACUAAAAAGGUCUUAAUCUUUGGAAUUGGUCAUUAAACAAACAAUGGAGAUUUACUAUUUGGUUACUGUUCUCUUUAUUGCCGGAGGAUUGGCUCAGGAUUAUUACCCACCAAAUGAUGGAUGCACAGCAAUGUUGCCAAGACCAAACGCGACGCAAUGGGCAAUGAGUUCGAACGAUAUGAUGGCAUCAUGGGUAUGUGAUCUCGUGGAAUGGAGAUGCGAAUUGAAAAAAUGGUUGACUGAAUACGAUACAAAAUGUGACUACACCGGCAGCGGGAUGUACGUGGGAUGCCCGGAUAUGGAUAUGUUUGAUUGUGCGUGUGGGACGCAGACCUGUCAGUAUGACGCCUUUCAAUGCCAUAUCUGCGUGUGCGAAGGAGGAAAAUUCAAACAUGCAAGUAUGAUCCAGAAGUUUUACGGCAUGGAAAGAGCAGUUUACAGACAUGCAAUGGAAAAAUACCGCAGUUGUGUACCACGACAAUCUGGAUGCGACGACGAUAGUUCGGGUAGUGGCAUGGGGAGUGGAAUGGGUAGUGGAGAUUACAUGGGAAGUGGUGAUGGCAUGGGGAGUGACAGCGGUGCAGGAGGCGACGACGACAGUAGUGCAAAUGACGGCAACGAUGACGACCCCAACGUGAUCGCAUAGGGGCGUAUAUAUCAUAAAAUAGUUUCACUUUUGCUCACUAACAACAUUCAUACAUUUCGACUUCCAGAUGAAAAUCAUUUUCAAUGCUUGA